UAAACCCCAGAACCCUAGAAUCGGCACUAUCGCUGUUGUCUCAGGCCUUGGUUUGGCUUGCGGAGCAGAUUUUACGACGCCAUCGACAGGUCGAUUGAGCCGAAUGCGUUGUUCUGAUGCUGUACAGUGCGACGAAUUCUUCUCUGCUCAUUUUUCCCGCACAUGAAGUUUGUGGGUUCGAAGUGACUGGAACAGAAACCUUGGCUCUUCCAGAACUGUUGUAACAAAUGGGCAAGAAAGCGAAGAAGAAAGCUGUUGCACCGCCGUCAACGGCAGCAGAGAAUGGACACGUAGCAGGCAAUGGAAGCAGUGCUGCUGUGUAUAAGGACGUAGCUCCGGAUUCAACUACGCCCAACUUCGAAUUGCGAGGCAUGCAGAAAUGGAUUUCAAAUUACAAGUCAAAGAGACCUGGAGUUGAAGUUCUGCAACGUCAAAUUGAUCAAUGGAUGGCGGAUUAUGAUGCUCGGGAGCUGCAAGCUAAGAAGGACAGAGAAGCCGCUGAUGCCGAGGAUGGAUGGACAGUGGUUGUAGCUAAAACUGGUAGGAAAAAGACCACGGAUGAUUCUGGUAUUGCUGUAGGAGCUGUAUCAGCAGAAGCUGCAGAAGAUCGUGGCAAUAAGAAACGUAAAAAGAAAGAAAACUCCGCUCUCGACUUUUACAGGUUCCAAAGACACGAAGCUCGAAGAAACGAGCUUCUGGAGCUGCAACAAAGAUUUGAGGAGGAUAAGAAAAGAGUUGCACGGCUGAAGGCUGCACGGAAGUUUAGACCAUUUUGAAUGACAUGUGUCGUUGUAGUGGCAUUAUGUUUUUACUACUAACUAGCUUUGUUGGAUCCUUAUCGCAUCCACAAUUGUAGUGGUAUGAUGUUUACUCCUAGUAUCAAAGGUACUCAAUAUUAGCUUGUACGCACGUGACAAAUUUGACGAGAUGUGUUUUUCACAUUCAGACUGUCCCUGCAAACUAUUUUCCGCGUAUGAUUCCCUGCAGUACGAUGGGUAUUUCAAUGUUGUAUUCCGAAAAACUAGGAUGUAGUGUACAAUAGGCGGAACUCUAAUCCACUUGUUAUUUACCAGUGA
Molecule: messenger RNA, 1076 nt
Organism: Physcomitrium patens
Lineage: Eukaryota; Viridiplantae; Streptophyta; Bryopsida; Funariales; Funariaceae
Biological process (GO): rRNA processing; ribosomal small subunit assembly
Cellular component (GO): CURI complex; UTP-C complex
Source: RefSeq, a predicted model, not a curated record